AUGCUAUUAUGUCCUUGUCUCGUCAUUUUCUUACGGGUUGCCCUUUCUUCCUUUUAUGGCUCGUUAAGUGCAGCGUACAACGCCUUAUUGGACUUCGGCCCAGCCAAUUUCUUCCUGCUAUACGCUCCAAGGCCGGAUUUCAAAGUGACGCUUGGAUAUGGAGUUUGGAUAUUGCUCCAGGUGGCUCUCUAUCAAUUCCUUCCCAGCAAAUUGAGCACUGGACAAUUGACUCCGGCCGGGAAUCUCCUCAAAUACCGGACGAAUGGUUUGCUGGCUUGGAUCAUCACUCAUGUUCUGUUCCUCACACUGUCUAUCUUUGGUUUUCUUGAUCCAGCGAUUCUUGCAAGGCACUGGGAGGCACUUCUCGUCACGGCAAACAUAGCUGGGUUUCUCCUCACGGGAUUGGCUUAUGCAAAAGCUCAUCUAAGUCCAACUCACGAGAAGGAUCGAAAGUUCAGUGGUUCUAUCAUGUACGACGUGUACAUGGGAAUUGAGCUUAAUCCUAGGAUUGGGAAAUAUUUUGAUUUCAAAUUAUUCACAAACGGCCGCCCUGGCAUUGUUGCGUGGACUCUGAUCGACUUCUCAUUCAUUGCCUAUCAAUACCAAACCCAUGGGUACAUCACCAAAUCAAUCUUGGUCUCUACCAUUCUUCAUACCAUAUAUGUGGUAGACUUUUUCAUCAACGAAGAUUGGUAUCUUCGGACCAUCGAUAUUUGCCAUGAUCACUUCGGAUUCUAUCUCGCAUGGGGAUCCCUUGUCUGGCUCCCGGCUGUCUACACCCUUCAAACCCAGUACCUCGCCAGAAAUCCAAUCCUAUGGUCGAACUUCCAAGCAGCAGCAAUCCUUAUCACAGGAAUCGGCGGUUAUAUCCUCUUCCGCUCCGUCAACCACCAAAAAGACCUAGUUCGCAGAACGAAAGGGAUCUGUAACCUCUGGGGGGCCCCGGCCAAGGUCCUCCGUGUCAAGUAUCAGACCAACGAUGGAUUGGAGCACGACUCCCUGCUCUUGUUCUCUGGCUGGUGGGGCUUGGCGAGACAUGUGAAUUACCUCGGCGAUCUCAUAUUGUCAUACUCGAUGUGUGCUACUUGUGGAUUCACGCAUUUGCUACCUUGGACCUACGCGAUUUUCAUGACCAUUCUGCUUAUUCAUCGCUGCUGGAGGGAUGAGGAAAGGUGCUCGAAGAAGUAUGGAAAGGGAUGGGAGGAGUAUUGUAAGAGGGUUCGGUGGGUUAUUGUUCCUGGUAUCUAUUGA
This is a messenger RNA of Hyaloscypha bicolor E, 1251 nucleotides long. RefSeq names its product ERG4/ERG24 ergosterol biosynthesis protein. Gene Ontology annotation, cellular component: endoplasmic reticulum membrane. The transcript is spliced from 4 exons. Bases 1 to 1251 code for a protein of 416 amino acids. The record is from RefSeq and is a predicted model, not a curated record. Gene Ontology annotation, molecular function: 7-dehydrocholesterol reductase activity. Gene Ontology annotation, biological process: cholesterol biosynthetic process; brassinosteroid biosynthetic process. Lineage: Eukaryota; Fungi; Ascomycota; Leotiomycetes; Helotiales; Hyaloscyphaceae.